This is a messenger RNA of Arachis stenosperma, 1430 nucleotides long. RefSeq names its product protein SOMBRERO. Gene Ontology annotation, biological process: regulation of DNA-templated transcription. The transcript is spliced from 4 exons. NCBI's taxonomy places the organism in Eukaryota, Viridiplantae, Streptophyta, Magnoliopsida, Fabales, Fabaceae. Gene Ontology annotation, molecular function: DNA binding. Bases 159 to 1211 code for a protein of 350 amino acids. The record is from RefSeq and is a predicted model, not a curated record.
CUUGAAGCUAAGAAACUGUGCAAACUAAGCCUUCUCUUUGCUUGUUUGUCCCCUCUUUCCUGUGAGCUUCUUUGUCUUUUUUCCUUUGUCCUCAAACGCUCAUUUCCCUUAUUGCUUCUCACUAAAGGUAAUUAAUUAAAAGCAGAAGAAUAAUCAGAAUGAUGGCAGGUAGUGGACAACUAACAGUUCCACCAGGGUUCCGGUUCCAUCCAACUGAUGAGGAGCUUCUCUACUAUUACCUAAGGAAGAAAGUUUCAUAUGAAGCCAUUGACCUUGAUGUCAUUAGAGAGGUUGAUCUCAACAAACUUGAACCUUGGGACCUCAAAGAUAAAUGCAGAAUAGGAUCAGGGCCUCAGAACGAGUGGUAUUUCUUCAGUCACAAAGACAAGAAGUACCCAACAGGAACAAGGACCAAUAGGGCAACCACUGCUGGUUUCUGGAAAGCCACUGGGAGGGACAAGGCCAUAUACCAUACUAGCAAUUCCAAGAGGAUUGGGAUGAGAAAAACCCUAGUUUUCUACACCGGCCGUGCGCCCCACGGCCAGAAGACUGACUGGAUCAUGCAUGAGUACCGCCUAGACGAAGACGAUGCCGAGGUUCAGGAGGAUGGGUGGGUGGUGUGUAGGGUUUUCAAGAAGAAAAACCAAAGCAGAGGGUUUCAACAAGAAAUUGAAGAAGAAGAACAUCAUCACUUAGCAGCAGCACAUCAACACAUGAGAGGAGUAGCAAGCCAACAAGUUCUGGACCCAAAACACCACCACCACUUGCAACAUCAUCAAGGACUCUAUGAUAAUGAAAAUAAUAAUAAUUACACCAAUAAUUUUGAUGGAUCCAUGCAUCUUCCACAGUUGUUCAGUCCAGAAUCUUCCGUGGCUACUGCGGCGGCGCACACUUCCAUGAAUGCCAUGGACAUUCUUGAAUGCUCCCAGAACCUUCUAAGGCUCACAACAACAAGUGGAUGUGGACUCAAUCUCAUGCAACAACAACAUGGAGAGAGGUUCAAUGGUGAUUGGUCUUUCUUGGAUAAGCUUCUUGCUUCACACCAUGGCAGCACCAUGGAUCAUCAUCAGCAUCAUCAUCAUCAUAGCAAAUGUAACAAUAAUCUUCAUCAUCAGCAUUCUGCAAUUGCUAUUGGAACUACUUCAUCUCAGAAAUUCCCAUUUCACCACCUUGGUUGUGACAACCAUGAUAUCAUGAAGUUUUCCAAGUAGGGUUAUUAUGAAAAAUAAUAAUAUAAUUAUUAUUAUUAUUAUUAUUAUCAUAAAAGAUGAUGAGGUGAGAAUCAGAAACUUCCUUUCUAGUAUAUGUAUUUCAGAGUAUCCUCCUGUUUGUUAGGUACUCAUUGGAAAAAUUCUCCCACUCAUUAAUAUUUAUUAGCAUUUCUUUAUUUUGAGUAUCAAUUGUGUAUAGGUAUGUAUCUUUGUUAUAUU